AUGACAACAAUUAAUCCGUCUAAGCUGGAUUGGUAUCAGACAGCUGAUACCGUUACAAUAACUAUCAAGCUAAAAGGGGUUGAUCCAAGUACUGGUGUAGAUGUUGCGGAAUUUAGUGAGAGGUCAGUGAGGGUAGGCAUCAAUCAUGAGAAUAAAGGGAGUAUUGAACACUACCUACUACAGUUGGACCUAUGGGGCUCCAUAAAGGGUGAUAAGGCAACAUACGAGGUAACACCAUAUAAGGUGGUGUUAUAUCUACCUAAAGAUGACCAACAACAACAAUGGUAUUAUGACCACUGUGGUCCUCGUAUAGUGUCGACUACUUCGUCAUCAUCAUCAACAACAACAGUGCCUGCUCCUAAGGCGGAUAGCACUAGUAGUAGCUAUCCCUCCUCAUCUAAAGUGCAUCGGGACUGGUCAGCUAUAGACAAGAUGUGUGAGGAGGAGCUCAAGGGGGAGAAGGAGAAUGGCGAUGCUGCAUUGAAUGCAUUAUUCCGUCAAAUAUACGCCGGUGCUGAUGAUAAUACUAGACGGGCCAUGGUGAAGAGCUUUCAGACGUCUGGAGGUACUGUACUGUCAACCAACUGGGAUGAGGUUGGUAAGGCUGAUUAUGAAGGGAAGGACAGACCGGAUGCCCCGGAUGGUCAAGAGUGGCGAAAGUGGUAG
Perkinsus marinus ATCC 50983 is the source of this 666-nucleotide messenger RNA. Its product is annotated as chaperone binding protein, putative. Gene Ontology annotation, biological process: protein stabilization. Gene Ontology annotation, molecular function: protein-folding chaperone binding. Bases 1 to 666 code for a protein of 221 amino acids. The transcript is spliced from 8 exons. NCBI's taxonomy places the organism in Eukaryota, Perkinsozoa, Perkinsida, Perkinsidae. The record is from RefSeq and is a predicted model, not a curated record.